AUGGCCACCACCGAGGAUACCAGCAAGACGCCCGUCGACCAGGUCGAGCACGCUCCCGUGCAGCCGGCCCACCGCCGCGAUGCCGCCGCCGAGCUCCUGGGCAAGGCGGACGCCUCUCCCGAGGACCGCGUCGUCGUCACGCCCGCCGACAACGCCCGCGUCCUGCGCCGCAUCGACAUGGUCAUCCUGCCCCUGAUGCUCUUCGUCUACUUCCUCCAGGGCAUCGACAAGUCCACCCUCGCCUACGCCUCCGUCUUCGGCCUCAUCAAGGACACGAACCUCGUCGGCGACCAGUACAGCUGGCUGGGCUCCGUCGUCUACCUCGCCCAGCUCGUCAUGCAGUUCCCGCUCGCCUGGCUGCUGGUGAAGCUGCCCAUCGGCAAGUUCACCAGCUGCAUGGUCGCCUUCUGGGGCGUCACCCUGUCCUGCAUGGCCGCCGCCCACAACUUUGGCGGUCUGAUGGCCGCCAGGUUCUUCCUCGGCGCCUUCGAGGCGAGCGUGGCGCCGUCGUUUGUCGCCAUCACCCAGAUGUGGUGGCGCCGACGCGAACAGACGCUGAGAAUCAGCUACUGGUAUGCCAUGAACGGCUUUACCAACAUGUUUGGUAGUCUCAUCACGUAUGGUCUCGGCCACAUCUCGUCGCCCCUCAAGGAGUACCAGAUCAUCUUCAUGUUCUUCGGCAUCAUCACGGUCGUCUUCUCCAUCGUCAUGUUUCUCUUCAUGCCUGACUCCCCUGUCGAGGCAAAGUUCCUUAAGGAUCACGACAAGCUCAUCGCCAUUGAGCGUCUCCGCAUGAACCAGCAGGGUGUCAUGUCACGCGAAUGGCGGUGGGAUCACCUGAAGGAAAGCCUGCUGGAUCUGAAGACCUGGUGCUGGUUCUUCCUGGUCUUUUCCAUCUCCAUCCCCUCCGGAGGCAUUUCCACCUUUGGUCCUUUGAUCGUCAAGUCCUUUGGCUUCGACUCCUUCCAGACCAUCCUCUUCAACAUCCCCUUUGGCUUUGUACAACUCGUUUCCACCGUCGGGGGUUCCUGGAUUGCGACCAAGAUCCACAAGAAGGGCCCCGUCAUUGCCGGACUCUGUGUUCCCCCCAUCAUCGGCUGCGUCAUGUUGAUGGUUCUCCCUACCACCGGCCAGAAAGCCGCACGUUUAAUCGGAUAUUACCUCAUCUCCGUCUACCCCGGCAUCACCCCUCUUAUCUACAGCUGGUCCGCCGCCAACACGGCCGGUGAUACCAAGCGGAAGUGCACAUCCGCGUUCCUCUUCGUCGGCCAGUCCGUUGGCAACGUCGUCGGCCCGCUCCUGUACAAGCCCUCCGAGUCACCCAGAUAUGCCCGCGGCCUGACCUCCAACCUCGCCCUCUACUGUGUCAUCGUCGUCCUGGUCAUCGCGACGAGCCUGUACCUCGCCUUCCUCAACCGCUCGCACAGCAAGCGCCGCGUCGCCAUGGGCAAGAGCGCCGUCAUCGUCGACACCAGCCUGUUCUCCGCCGCCGAGGCCGAGAAGAUGAAGCAGGACCAGGCCGCGAGCAAGACGGGUGAGAACGGCCACGAGAUGGCUGCGUCUGGCGAGGAGAACGUACCGGACGACGUCGGCGCGAGGGCGUUUGACAAUCUGACGGAUCUAGAGAAUGAAGAGUUUUGUUUUGUGUUUUAA
This is a messenger RNA of Colletotrichum graminicola M1.001, 1653 nucleotides long. Its product is annotated as major facilitator superfamily transporter. Gene Ontology annotation, biological process: transmembrane transport. The record is from RefSeq and is a predicted model, not a curated record. Gene Ontology annotation, molecular function: transmembrane transporter activity. Gene Ontology annotation, cellular component: membrane. NCBI's taxonomy places the organism in Eukaryota, Fungi, Ascomycota, Sordariomycetes, Glomerellales, Glomerellaceae. The transcript has 5 exons. The coding region runs from base 1 to 1653 and encodes 550 amino acids.